Lindgomyces ingoldianus is the source of this 1173-nucleotide messenger RNA. RefSeq lists its product as uncharacterized. The transcript has 9 exons. The record is from RefSeq and is a predicted model, not a curated record. Lineage: Eukaryota; Fungi; Ascomycota; Dothideomycetes; Pleosporales; Lindgomycetaceae. The coding region runs from base 1 to 840 and encodes 279 amino acids.
AUGAAAUUAGAUCAUGGACACCGCUGUGGGACGAACAAUAGUUUGGUUGAGCUCUUCCUACUGCUCGAUAACUCAUCGCCGACUUGUUCCUCCCUAACUUAUCCCAAAUACCAGAUCCUCCAGAACAACUGCUUGCGAAUCGCUGAAAGCGACGGCGAUAGCGACGCUUCAGCGGAAUCGACUGGAAGCAUAAAAACUCCGGCAACUGCAAUGGACCACCACGCAUUCUGCUUCACGACCUCGCGCAUACAGGCUAUGAUCGCAAAUACCAUGGCAACGAGCUUUGUCAGAUUGAGGAUGAAGGCUCGUACCGUGGCAAGGACCUCUGUGAAGGGGAACACUCAGGCUGGAGAAGCAAGGAAGGAGGAUAGGAAAGCGAAUGUUAAGGAACUGAGGGAAUUCCUCAAGAACGUGAAGGAGAGUCUAGACUUACAGGUCUAUUACGAUCUAGGAAUCAGGCGCGGGGCAGGUAGUGCAGUAAAUCACUACAAUAGCAAGCUUAUCAACGUCGUUCAAAAAUUCUUGAUUCAAACAAAGAAUCUACUUUGGAUAUAUGUUGAGGAGGCUCGACAAGGCCUUGUAAAGCACUACCAUAUCCAUAAGAGUUACAGCGCGAGAGGUGGAACCAAUGACUUCGGUAAGGUCACAAGCCACAUGCUGUGGUGGUGUUUGCAGUUACGGAGCUCGCCUCGCUCCAUCAUCUGCUUGUAUUCACGAACUACCGCCGCCUAUGAUCUUCAUAUGCUCCCUGUGAUCGUCCAAUCACCUCGGUUCCUCAUAAUCUCUGCGCUCCUCGAAGGCCUCACAGGUGGUGAACCCAAAUCCAAAAUCAAUUCCUGAACAUGUUGACGCUAACAAAUGAGAGAGAUCUACUCUUCUGGCGUCCAAGGCUCAAAGUAGUUUCGCGAAACUAAUCCUUGGCCGAAUUUAUCGUCAUCCCAGUAUUCCUUCAAUGCUUCGCCAUGCUCUUGACGACCAAUUUGCUGGAAGAGACCAUGGAUCUCUGGAUUUGGGCGCCAUUCCCCGACUUUCCACCAUAUCUGGCGAGCAUCGCACUUGACUUCUCCAGGAUUUGUGGCAAAUGCCGCUCCUCCAGGAAUAUAGUAUGCCAAUCCCCAUGCAAGGUAGUCUGGACAGAAUUCCUUGGGAGGCAUAAAGUAGUCGAACGCUUCA